AUGGCCGACCAACCUCCCAUGGGCCGCGACUUCAUCGACGCAAAGAACGUUGACCCCGUCGACCACAAUGACCAGACCGAUCCCGAAGACUCCGCUAGCCAGCCUCGUUUCCCGGGCCCCGGUUCGAGCACAACUGCCCCUUCCACCUCGAAGCCGCAUUCAAACAAGUUGUUGAACAAGCUCGAUCCGCGGUACGACAGUGAUGUUUUGGAGUCGGAGCAACAGGAGAAGGAGAAAGUGCAGCGGAGGGGUUGGGAUUAA
This is a messenger RNA of Aspergillus luchuensis, 261 nucleotides long. RefSeq lists its product as uncharacterized. The record is from RefSeq and is a predicted model, not a curated record. The transcript has a single exon. Lineage: Eukaryota; Fungi; Ascomycota; Eurotiomycetes; Eurotiales; Aspergillaceae. The coding region runs from base 1 to 261 and encodes 86 amino acids.